Sus scrofa (pig) is the source of this 1427-nucleotide messenger RNA. Lineage: Eukaryota; Metazoa; Chordata; Mammalia; Artiodactyla; Suidae. The record is from RefSeq and is a predicted model, not a curated record.
GACCCCUCGUGAGCUGGGGCGCCAGGAUGUCCCCACAGCCUUAGGCUUCUACGGUCCCAUCACUGUUGGCCUGAUGCAUGGGGUCCCAAUGCAGCACCUGGAGGUGCUAGGUCCGCUUUGUUGAGAGAAUAAGUGAAGAGCCGAGUCCGCUCGAAGGGGUCCUGAGAUGGUGCUGGGACAGACCCUGACAGUCCCGGGGGAGCUGUACCCCAGGAAAUACUGUUUGGUACACCUGGAGUGUGCAAGAGAGCUUGGGGGCGGGGAGGCGCAGAGCCAGGCUGGUGUCCAGGCCGGGAUGGGGCAGGGCAAGGCUCCCCUAGGGCACAGGAAGGGGCCUCUGGGCGGCAGCGAGGGAAGCAGGGCUCCAGGAGGCCACGAGAUGCUGAAUCUGCUGGUGCUGGCGCUGCCACUCCUGGUGAGCCUGGUCCACACGGCCCCCGCCCCAGGCCAGGCCCUGGAGCGAGCAGGCAUCGUGGGCGGAAAGGAAGCCCCUGGGCACAAGUGGCCCUGGCAGGUGAGCCUGAGAUGCCUCGACCAAUACUGGAAGCACUUCUGCGGGGGCUCCCUGAUCCACCCCCAGUGGGUGCUGACCGCGGCGCACUGCUUUGGACCGGAAAAGGCUGACCCCUUGUACAUCAGGGUCCAGCUGGGGGAGCAGCACCUCUAUUACCAGGACCGGCUGCUGCUGGUCAGCCGGAUCAUCGUCCACCCCAACUACUAUGACGAGGUCAACGGAGCGGACAUCGCCCUGCUGGAGCUCGAGGACCCCGUGAACCUCUCCAGCCACGUCCAGCCGGUCACCCUGCCCCCGGCCUCGGAGACCUUCCCCAAGGGGACACGGUGCUGGGUGACAGGCUGGGGCGACGUGCACAGUGGUUGGCCCCUGCCACCGCCGUAUCCUCUGAAGCAGGUGAGGGUCCCCAUUGUGGAAAACAGCGAAUGCGACAUGCAGUACCACCUCGGCCUGUCCACAGGGGACAACAUCCCGAUUGUCCGCGACGACAUGCUGUGCGCCGGCAGCGAAGGGCACGACUCCUGCCAGGGUGACUCCGGGGGGCCCCUGGUCUGCAGGGUGAAUGGCACCUGGCUGCAGGCGGGCGUGGUCAGCUGGGGCGAGGGCUGCGCUCUGCCCAACCGGCCUGGCAUCUACACCCGCGUCACCCACUACUUGGACUGGAUCCACCAGUGUAUCCCCAGGGAGUCCUGAGCCUGGUCCCUGGGUCUGCAAAGCCAGUCACCUCCUGCCCCCACACCACUGCUUCCUGCCGAGGUGGCUCCUCCUGCACCGUGCCUGGCCCCCCACCCUGAGUCCCCCUCCCACCGAGUGCCCCCUGCCCUGAGCCCCCCCCCUUGCCCUGAGCCCCCACACGUCUCGUCCCAGGGAGCGGGCCGUCAGCACGAUCACUCAUUAAAGAGCAUGGAAAGCA